Melitaea cinxia (Glanville fritillary) is the source of this 2889-nucleotide messenger RNA. RefSeq names its product lactase-phlorizin hydrolase-like. The coding region runs from base 1 to 2889 and encodes 962 amino acids. Gene Ontology annotation, molecular function: beta-glucosidase activity. The record is from RefSeq and is a predicted model, not a curated record. The transcript is spliced from 12 exons. Lineage: Eukaryota; Metazoa; Arthropoda; Insecta; Lepidoptera; Nymphalidae. Gene Ontology annotation, biological process: carbohydrate metabolic process.
AUGAAGUUUUUGCUGUUAAUAGGUUUUAUAAUAGCGAGCUGUAAUGCUCAGCUGAAGCAAGAAAGGCGGUUUCCGGAUGAUUUUCUAUUUGGUGCAGCAACAGCGGCUUACCAGAUCGAAGGAGCAUGGAACGCAGACGGCAAGGGAGAGAGUAUUUGGGAUCAUAUGACCCACAAUAGACCUCAUGUCAUUGUGGACAUGAGCAACGGAGACAUCGCAGCAAACUCUUAUUACAACUACAAGCGCGAUGUUGAAAUGAUGAGAGAACUUGGAAUCGACAUUUACAGGUUUUCUAUUUCAUGGCCCAGAAUUCUGCCAAAUCCCCUAGCUCCUAGAAAUGUCAACCAGGCUGGCAUUGAUUUCUACAACAAUUAUAUCAAUGAAAUGUUGAAAUACAACAUAACACCCAUGGCUACGAUUUUCCAUUGGGAUUUACCUCAGAAGUUGCAAGACCUAGGUGGUUUAAUGAAUCCCAUGUUCCCUGAAUGGUUUGAAGAUUAUGCUCGAGUUGUUUUCGAAAAUUUUGGCGAUAGAGUUAAACUUUGGAUUACAUUCAACGAACCCAGAGAAUUUUGCUACCAAGGCUAUGGCGCUUAUGAAAGGAUUCCCCUCCUAAAUUUAACCGAUAUUGGUACAUACCACUGUGGUAAAAAUCUUUUACUUGCUCACGCAAGAGCCUACCAUGCUUAUAAUAAUGACUUCAAGCCAAACCAGAACGGCGAGUGUGGUAUUACUAUUAAUAUAAGCUGGUACGGUCCGUUGACAGAUUCAGAAGAAGAUCAAUAUGCAGCUGAACUUAGGAGGCAAGCAGAGUGGGGUAUAUACGCGGAACCAAUAUUUUCUGAACAAGGUGGUUUCCCGAAGGAGUUUGCGGAGAUCGUUGCAAGGAAAAGUAUCGAACAGGGUUACUCAAGAUCUCGCCUGCCUGAACUUUCUGAGGAAGAACGAAAAUUCAUCCAAGGAACUUAUGACUUCUUUGGUAUCAAUCAUUAUACGUCUAAUCUCGUAUCAGCUAAUGAAUACAAAACUGUUAACCCCGUUCCCUCAUUGCUGGACGAUGUAGAUGUUGGUAUACACAAACCAGAAGACUGGCUCCAAUCCGCUUCAGAGUGGCUUAAAAUGGCACCAGAUAGUGUAUAUAAUACCCUGACACAUCUUAGCGAUAAAUAUAAUAAUCCUCCGUUUUACAUAACUGAGAACGGUUGGUCUCAGGUCCCAGACGUAGGGUUAAUAGAUGACGAGAGGAUCAUAUAUUACAGGGCAGCGUUGAAUAGUGUAUUAGAUACUCUUGAAGCUGGCGUUAAUCUUAAAGGCUAUAUGGCUUGGAGUUUGAUGGAUAAUUACGAAUGGAUGCAGGGAUACACAGAACGUUUCGGCUUAUACGAAGUAGACUUCACGAGCGAAGCCAAAACCCGCAAGCCGAGGAAAUCUGCGUUCGUUUACAAGGAGAUCGUAAGGUCCCGAUUGAUCGACCCUGACUACGAACCAGAAAACCUGACCAUGUGGAUCGACGAAGGACACGGUGAAUUUAAGGUACAAUUCGAAGAAGCACCGAUGGAUAUUACACCUACAACAUCUGAAGAACGUGGACGUCCACCAAAGUCGAUCGAAGAAGAUCUAUCAGAGAAAUCGAAAAAAAGAAAGAAUAUGGAACAACUUUUAAUAAUAGCGAGCUGUAAUGCUCAGCAGUGGCAGGACAGGAAAUUCCCGGAUGACUUCCUAUUCGGCACGGCUACAUCAGCAUACCAAGUUGAAGGAGGAUGGAAUGCGGAUGGCAAAGGAGAAAGUAUCUGGGAUCGUUUAACUCACACUAAGCCGUACGUCGUUCAGGAUAUGACCAAUGGUGACAUCGCAGCUGAUUCAUACCAUAACUACAAACGUGAUGUCGAGAUGAUGAGAGAGCUUGGACUAGACGCCUACCGAUUCUCCAUUUCCUGGUCACGAAUUCUACCCAAUGGCUUUGCAAACGAAAUCAAUGAAGCCGGUAUUGCCUAUUACAAUAAUUUGAUAGACGAAAUGUUAAAAUACAAUAUCAAGCCCAUGGUGACGCUCUAUCACUGGGAUUUACCACAGAAACUGCAAGAUCUUGGAGGGUUUAUGAGUCCACUGUUCCCGGAAUGGUUUGAGGAAUACGCACGCGUUGCUUUUGAGAACUUUGGUGAUAGAGUCAAGUUAUGGUGGGGAUUGUAUGCAGAACCAAUAUUCUCCGAAGAAGGUGGCUUCCCAAAAGACUUCGCGGAGAGAGUCGCUAAAAAAAGUAUGGAACAAGGAUACAAGAAAUCUCGUAUGCCUGAAUUUACUGAUGAAGAAAAAGAAUAUGCCCGUGGAGCUUACGAUUUCUUCGGAGUAAAUCAUUACAGCGGAUUUUUUGUAUCAGCCACUGAUUAUAAAACUGUCAACCCUAUUCCCAGCUUUUUGGAUGACGAGGAAAAUGGUGUGUUCCGACCUGCAGAGUGGCCUGCAUCCGCCUCACCGUGGUUAGUUCAAUCGCCGAGGAGCUUAUACAACAUGCUAACGGAUAUGCAAAAUAGAUAUAAAGAUGCUGUUUUCUACGUAACUGAAAAUGGCUGGUCUCAACGUAAAGAGGAGGGAUUGAUUGAUGAUCAAAGAAUCACGUACUACAGGGCGGCCUUGAACGACGUAUUGGAUUCCAUUGAGGCUGGCGUUAAGAUAAAAGGCUACAUGGCUUGGAGUUUGAUGGAUAACAUAGAAUGGCUGGAAGGAUACAACGCCUGCUUAGGCUUGUAUGAAGUGGACUACCAGAGCGAAGCACGAACCCGCACGCCGAGGAAGUCUGCGUUUGUUUACAAGGAGAUCAUAAAAACGCGUGUGAUCGAUCCGAACUACGAACCAGAGAACCUGACCAUGUGGAUCGAUGAAGGACAUUGA